AUGGUUGAGGAUACGAAAGAUCUAGGUUUCACCAAGGAGGAGGAACUGCUGCUGCAGGAUUUUAGCCGGAAUGUGAGCACCAAAUCGAACGUGCUGUUUUAUGGCAGUGCAUUCAUCGUUUCGGCGGUGCCUAUCUGGCUGUUCUGGAGGGUGCAUCAGAUGGAACUGCUACCGUCGGUAGUGUUCUUCGUGAUAGUCACCGCACUGUGCACGUACCUGUUGGCUAUGGCUUACCGUAACACGAAGUUCACGAUGAAGCACAAGAUUGCGAUCAAGCGCGAGGAUGCGGUAGCCCGCGAGAUGACCGCACAGCUGGCCGACGACAAGAAGAUGAGCCGCAAGGAGAAGGAUGAACGUGUGCUGUGGAAGAAGAUCGACGUAGCGGAAUACGAGGCGACCACUUUCUCGAUCUUCUACAACAACGCUCUCUUCCUGGCCGUGGUCAUUUUCGCCAGCUUCUACCUGCUGCGAUCGUUCACACCGACCUUCAACUACAUCUUCUCCAUGGUCGGUGCCGGUGGACUGUUGGCCCUGCUGUCGACUGGAAAAUCGACGUAAAUAGGAUCGUAACAGCGCCGUAGGGAUUCUGCAC
Messenger RNA from Anopheles marshallii, 592 nucleotides. RefSeq names its product translocon-associated protein subunit gamma. The record is from RefSeq and is a predicted model, not a curated record. Gene Ontology annotation, biological process: SRP-dependent cotranslational protein targeting to membrane. The coding region runs from base 1 to 558 and encodes 185 amino acids. Gene Ontology annotation, cellular component: endoplasmic reticulum; membrane. The transcript has 2 exons. Lineage: Eukaryota; Metazoa; Arthropoda; Insecta; Diptera; Culicidae.